GUGGGAAGAAGGGAAAGAAAGGCAAGAACAAGUGCAAGAAAGAAGGGAGAAAAAGGAAGGGUCUUCUAGUUCUGGGCACUUCCAUCUACCAGUGCCAAGCAUUGCAUUACUUGUUCUUAUGGUAGCAAGGGAAGGAAGGAGCAAAAGGCAUUAAUUUGAGAGAUGGAGAGUUACGAGGCUAUCAAGAACUUCGAUGAAGAUGAAAAUGAUGAUGAUGUAGAGAUGGCACUCAACCAGAUCUCUAAAUCAACAAGAUCUGCCACUGUUUUCAGCAAUGGGGAAACUAAAAGGCAUAACAUUCACAACACCAACAAGAUUAUUGAGGAACGCUCAACCUCUUCCAGUUCCAGUUCCAAGAAACAACCUCAACCUCAACCUCAAAUCAAACCUCAGCGUCUAGUUUCACUCGAUGUUUUUCGUGGCCUCACCGUUGCGCUGAUGAUACUGGUGGAUGAUGCUGGUGGAAUCAUUCCAGCGCUCAAUCAUUCCCCAUGGAAUGGGGUAACAAUAGCAGAUUUUGUCAUGCCAUUUUUCCUUUUUAUUGUCGGUGUUUCGCUUGCACUCACAUACAAGAAGCUAUCUUGCGGAGUUGUUGCAACUAGAAAAGCAAUUUUAAGGGCUCUAAAGCUUCUCCUGUUAGGCCUUUUCCUUCAAGGAGGUUAUUUCCAUCGAAUAAAUGAUCUGACAUAUGGAGUGGAUAUCAAACAGAUAAGAUGGAUGGGAAUAUUGCAGAGAAUUGCGAUAGCAUAUUUGCUUACGGCACUGUGUGAAAUUUGGCUCAAGGGUGAUGAUACUGUUAAUUCAGGAUCAUCUCUAUUAAGGAAGUAUCGACACCAGUGGGCCGUGGCAUUGUUUCUUUCUGGCCUUUAUCUUUGCCUGCUAUAUGGGUUGUACGUUCCUGAUUGGCAGUAUCAAAUUCAAACAGAACCUUCUUCAGGACCAAAGAUAUUUUCAAUUAAGUGUGGUGUAAGGGCUAACACAGGACCAGGCUGCAAUGCUGUUGGAAUGAUUGAUCGUAAGAUAUUGGGUAUCCGCCAUCUGUACAGGAGACCAAUAUACGCACGGAUGCCUGAGUGCAGUAUCAAUUCCCCUAACUAUGGACCAUUGCCUCCUGAUGCUCCUGCUUGGUGUCAGGCCCCAUUUGAUCCUGAAGGACUCUUAAGUUCAGUAAUGGCUGUUGUUACCUGCUUGAUUGGCUUACACUACGGACAUAUUAUUGUCCAUUUUAAGGAUCACAGAGUUAGAAUCAUAUACUGGAUGAUCCCAACCUCUUGUCUUGUAGUUGUUGGCCUUGCCUUGGACUUAUUUGGAAUGCAUAUAAAUAAGGUUCUCUACACUGUCAGUUAUACGUGUGUCACUGCUGGUGCAGCGGGCAUCCUCUUUGUCGCUAUAUACUUGAUGGUUGAUGUAUGUGGAUAUAGUCGCAUGACUGCGGUUAUGGAAUGGAUGGGCAUGCAUGCACUAAUGAUUUAUAUCCUUGCGGCUUGCAACGUUUUCCCAAUUUUCCUCCAAGGAUUUUAUUGGGGAAAGCCUCAGAAUAACAUUCUCAAGUUGAUUGGAGUUGGUACUUGAAGCGAGGCACAGAUUUGCUGGUGGAUUAAGAUUAUAUACAGAUAGAUGGUGAAACAUUUUCUGUUUCACUGUGUCUGAAAGUAAUUACUAUCAUGCGAUGUUCAUUGAGUUUUGGAGCUUUUGUUCAAGAACGUGAAUCCAUGUUCCUCUAAUCUCUUGAUGACGUCACCUGCAUGGAUGAUGGAUAUAUUAUAGAGUAUAGUAGCUGCAUUUCUUUCUUGAUGGCAUAGAGCAGCUAUUGUUUAUAGUACGACUACGAUGUAUUUUUGUUACUUUGUAUCCUUGAAAUGAUAGUUUCAAGAUGAGUAAGCAUUUGACACAAUAUCAAUGUUUAGUUUAGUUUUAUAUUUUAUUAUUAUUAUUAUUAGGCCUAGAAAUGCCAAUUUCUU
This is a messenger RNA of Gastrolobium bilobum, 1961 nucleotides long. RefSeq lists its product as uncharacterized. The transcript is spliced from 14 exons. The record is from RefSeq and is a predicted model, not a curated record. NCBI's taxonomy places the organism in Eukaryota, Viridiplantae, Streptophyta, Magnoliopsida, Fabales, Fabaceae. Bases 163 to 1572 code for a protein of 469 amino acids.